CACACCGGAAGAAGACGAGUAUGACGUAUAGGCUGCGUGUGACUUGCGAAAUGGAGAUAUGAGGUGUUUGCAGGAAACGAACCGCUUCAUGUGAGGACGUCUGUGGUCGAAUAAAGAGGCAACGCCGACCUGGAAACAAACACAUCGGCCGAUACGAAUGAGAUGCAGCACUCGGUAGGAUGAACAGCAAUCAAGAAGAAGAUGAGUUUGUGGCAGUGCGGGUCCAAGAUCCCCGCAUGCAGAAUGAAGGCUCGUGGAAUUCAUAUGUGGAUUACAAAAUAUUCCUACAUACCAACAGUAAAGCCUUCACAGCCAAGACGUCCUGUGUGCGUCGGCGCUAAGAGUUCGCCUGGCUCAAGAAGAAGCUGCAGAAGAACUCUGGUUUGGUGCCGGUCCCAGAACUUCCAGCAAAGUCUUUCUUUUACUUCAGCAAUGAGGACUUCCUGGAGAGGAGAAGGAAAGGACUUCAGGCCUUCUUGGACAAUGUGGUGAACAUGACGGUGUGUCUGUCAGACAGCCAGCUCCACCUCUUCCUGCAGACCCAGCUGCCGGUCGGUCACAUCCAGGACUGCGUGCAGGGCCACACGCCGUACUCCGUGACGGACGCCAUCCUCACCUACGCCUCGUCCAACCGGGGCUACGCUCAGGCCCAGGAGGAAGACUCCAUCAAGGAGCCGAGUCUGACCGUAUCGUACGAGUCCAUGGAGAGCCCAGCUCCUCAUCAACCUUGCUUACAACCUAAAGAGAUCCUCAACCCUGAGCUUUUGGCCUGCGAUGACUCUAAUCAUCCAGAAGAUUUACUGGAGCUCUGUGACAAAGACACCAUUGAGCUUCAGCACAAGGAGAAAUCCUCAGUGAGGGUCCUCCAGAAGGACAACCACCUAGAGGCCGUCGUUGAGGACUGCGGUCCGACCAAGGCAACCUUUUUUCUGGGCGACAGACAGGACGCCCCGGAGAGUCUCGGCCUUGCAGAGCAGAUCCAGCAGAGGAGCUGUCAGAUACUGACACCGGUGGAGGUGCACUCUCCCAUGGGUGCUGGCCUUGAGAAGAACGGGGUAGACGGCCUGUUUGAGGAGGAGUGUUCAGUGAGAGAGGAGAGCGUUACGACAUCGGAUACAGAAGAAAAGACUGUUCCUCAUCCGGACACAGAGGAGGAGGCUGAUCAACGGGAAAGUUCAGGAGAAGCAAAGAUGGAAAACGUUGAGUCUGAGCCAGAAAAAUGUGCAAACUCUGCAGACAUUUUAGAUUUUAAGGACAGUGUCUUUGAGGAACAGGGAACAGAAAGCGGCGCCGGACCUCAGGAGGAAGUUCUGGAAGUCGUCUGCUCUGAGCAGCAGGUUUUAGAAACUCACGACAUCUCUGAAGUCAACGGUCUAGAAGGCGUUGACGGCACGGAGGUUCACGUGGAAGACGCCGGCUGUCCGGAAGAGUUUGAGAACUCAGACGGACAAAAAGAGCCAGACAGCAAAAACAAUGAUGAAGCUGGGAGCGAAGUGGAGACGCCGCUUCAGUCAGAAAUCCAUGAAGAAACACAAAAUGUGCUGAGUGUCCCAGAGGUGGACGGCAGCGACGAGGACAUUGUUCAACAAACGGACCAAGCGGAUCUGGUUCGGACCACGGAGGACAGCGACGAGGACGGCCACUCAUCUUCCAAUGAGAGCAUCGUCAAGGUCAGCGACGAAGAAAGCGUUUAUGACGACGCCGAGGACCCGAUCCAGGCCGCUAACGGCUUCACGAAGACGCCUCCCGAGGAGGUCGAGCACUGGUCACCAGUAGAGGCCUCCAGUAGAACCAGCUUGGACCUGCACAUGAAUGGAGGCUCUGUGGAAAAGGAGGUUGUUUCCGCCGAGGAGGACGAGGACCUGCACUACAUAACAGACAUCAGUGACUUGAGUAAAUCUCUGGAUUUGAACUCGACUGUAACCGUUGGUGAUUUAACAGAAAACAGUGACUUCAGCGUCUUAGAGAGCAGCUGCACGGCUGGUGUUAAAUGUACGGAGCAGGAAAACGUGUCCUCGCUGUCUUAGGACGCCUCGGAGGAGACUCAGGAGGUGGAGGUGCAUUAGUUAGACAGCUGAAUGACACCCCAGAGAGCAACAGAAAUGGAUUGUGGGAGUUGUCGUCUGCCAAAGACGCAUUUGAUCACGCACACGUAAACAAGGGAAGUACAUAAAAAGUCUGCUCGUAUACACCAUCUUAAAAAAUUUAGAUGAUCCGGUCUGUCACACUGUCACAACUUCUUUUUAUUUUUAAAUGUGUAUAUUUAAUUUUAAAAGGUGCAUCUCCAUUAACACUCAGGUAAAUUAAAUAUCGGCACAGUUUGUUUUUUUCUCCUCUUCUGUGGAUGAUGAUCCCUUUUGAGAACAGCAGAGGGUGCUAGAGUUCUUAAAAAUAUCUAAUAUAUAUAAUAUUUUUUUGUUUUUUAUCCAUAAAGAUUUAAAGGUUUUAUCAUUGUGUAAACAUACGACAUGAUUCUAUUUUUAUUUUAAUGUGAUUUCUCUGAAUUCUAUUCAUGUUGUUGGAAACUUUUGCAAAUGAUGACAGAAAUAUACACUUGAAUUAAAAGAUAGAAUCACAUUUUUGCUUUAAGGUCUAUAUUAAUACUCUGUAUGGCCUUUUAUAGAGCUUGUGGUUGCUGUAGUGGUUCCUGCUUUUUGGUAGACGCGAUUGUUUCUCCUGUCCAUACUGGCUCUGAAGGGAGUAUGGACAGGAGAAACAAUCGCGUCGACCAAAAAGCAGUCUGAAUAUAUCUUUACAGUCACCGGAGACUUAUACACAGUUAUUCUUACUCUUAUUUACAUCUUGCUAAAUGUGAAACUCACGAAAAAUCACUGUUUUAAGUAAACCACUGUGCCCUAUUGAAUCCUGAUAAUUAUGCAUUUAAAAAGUCUCUGAUCUUAAAUGUGUAUAUAUACAACAAUCCUGUAAUAAUUAGCUUAAUCCAAAGUAAAUAUAGAAGUCACUAAUUCACCACCAAAGGAGGGUUUAAUUUGUCUAAAGAUACAACAUUUUUAGAGAUCAACAUUAAACUGGUUUAGUAUCAUGUUUGCGUUUUAUAGGCAGCACUGUUAACCUGAUAUUUAUUAUUGGAGAGGGAAAAGAAAUUUGAGGGAAUAAUGAAUUAUCAGAAUAAUAAUCGGAACCCCUGUGCAAUAGACAUGUGAUCCUAAUGAUAAUGUGCAUAAUGUGUCAUUUUCUGCUCUUUUACUGCAUUAUUUUAAUGAUCACAGCUCUCCUGAGACGAAACAGGGUCUGGUAGGAAGUUUACAUGUUGUUUACAAUAGUUGGUUUAAGGAAUAGUUGAAGUGUGGUUAUAUCAGGUACUUAUUCAUAGUCGGUGUUUUAUCUACAGUAGAUUGAGGUCGGAGUAAAGGACAAAGCAUAUUGUCACCUCUUUACUACCGCUGCCUUGUUUGUUUUUGUUACUGUUUGACUUGAAUGGUGAAUCUGAACUAACCGUUUAAAACAAAAGUACUCAUACAACCCCGCUUAAAAAAAUCCAAGUUCUCGUUUUAAGGUGAUCAUUUUUUUUGAAGUAUACUUCUGUGAAUACAGCCUUACUUCCAUUUAUUUUUAAACUCGGCUGCAGUUUGACCUCCACAUUGUUUUCACACACUACUACUGUUGUUUGUGAUUUUAAAUAAUUUUGUUGCUUUUUAAAAAGGGACCCAGUCUCACUGGUUUAUUGUCCCGUUGAAGGAGACCUCUAUUUUAUAACAUGGAUCUACAAGGGCAAUGAUAACCACCUGAGUGACU
Anoplopoma fimbria (sablefish) is the source of this 3756-nucleotide messenger RNA. RefSeq names its product sorting nexin 11 (gene snx11). Lineage: Eukaryota; Metazoa; Chordata; Actinopteri; Perciformes; Anoplopomatidae. Gene Ontology annotation, molecular function: phosphatidylinositol binding. The record is from RefSeq and is a predicted model, not a curated record. Gene Ontology annotation, biological process: intracellular protein transport.